This is a messenger RNA of Lindgomyces ingoldianus, 492 nucleotides long. RefSeq lists its product as uncharacterized. The transcript is spliced from 3 exons. The record is from RefSeq and is a predicted model, not a curated record. NCBI's taxonomy places the organism in Eukaryota, Fungi, Ascomycota, Dothideomycetes, Pleosporales, Lindgomycetaceae. The coding region runs from base 1 to 492 and encodes 163 amino acids.
AUGAAUCAGGCCCGUUGGUGGGUUGACCUUUUCGGGGACUUUAUAUCGAUAAUUAUAUCUGCUCAAUACGAAGUGAGGCAAUCAUUUUGCCCCGCGUUUCCUGUCAUCCACCAACCUCAACACCCCACUUCGCUCUUCGCUUUCGACUUCUUCCAUCUUACGCUUGGGCGGUCGAGCGGAGGGAUCAAAUUGUGUGGCUCCGUUGAUUCAACACCAGGUCAGGUGUCACAUGCUCCGCAACCCCGCUAUCAGGAGCCUGGUCUUCGGGUUCCGAGAGAACUGUCCGCUCCGUCCUCGAAAGCAACCUCGAAAAUUGAAACACCACAUGGUGCGAUGAAGAUACGUCCUGCAUCAGGAGCACGUACCUGGGGUCCUUCAAUUGCCGGUGCUGACAAAUCGCUGAUUGGUCAGCACAUCCAUUAUUCUCACCCAAGCAUGAGGUUCAAAAUCGAUGCUUGGUUUCAUCUGAGCAGAAGAAAUAACCUUUAUUGA